AGCGGCAGAAGGCAGAGACGCGAGUGCGCACGCGCGGCGGGGGCGGGAGAGGAGCGGGAGAGGAGGCGCGCGCCUUGGGCGGAGAGCGCCAUUUCCCUGGCGAGGCCGGCGGCUGUGCUAGGAAUAGAAUAAUACUCCGAAUUCAGACUGAGAAGAAAACAGAGACCAACAAUGAGUCACAAGGGCAGAUAUUAUAUCUCAGAGACUCAGCAGCAUAGUUACCAUAGCUUCUCUAAUCUGGAGAUGGAAGACAACUAUGUUGAUCCUUCAGAUCCUGAUAAACUAAUGCAGUGUCCAUAUGACAAGAAUCAUAAAAUCAGGGCAUGUAGGUUCCCCUACCACCUUGUCAAGUGUCGUAAGAACCAUCCUGAUAAAGUGCAGCAGCUGGUCACAUGCCCAUUUAAUGCCCGUCAUCAGGUGCCCAGAGAAGAGAUCAGUCAACACAUAUCAAGCUGUGAUGACAAAAGGUGCAUUGAGCAAGACAUUGCAAUCCAUGGGGAUAGCCGCAGAAGAGAGGUUAGUGUGGUAAGCUCCUGGCAAUCUCCUCCAUGCGAAGAAGACUGGGACAGAGACGUAGCAGGCCAAUCGAACUCUGUCUUCAUUUGGGGCACAAGCCACCAUGGUGAGGCAAGCAGUUCUGGAUCAAGUCCAGCCGUGGGACUUAAGAACCAGCUAGCUUCAGGACUACGAGCUCCAAGGUCCCUGCCACAUGUACUACCAUGGAAGAACAAUGCUGCAAAUUGAGGACUGUGGCAGAAGCUGACCCUUCCAAUGACUUAUCACGAAUUUUGGCAAAUACACAAUUUGGCAACUGAUAGUUCCUUCAGUCAGGGUUACUUCAAUAAAAGGGGCAUGUUUAGUUGCUGAAUAAAAAUUAGAGGUUUAUUUGGAGAAUUUAAACAUUCAUCCCAAACAGUUGCGUUGUCAAGUUUAAGCCCCAAAAUACUUCCCAGCUACCUUUGUAGAUUUUUUUUUCUGUUGGCAUGGUAAUUCUAGAUCCUGAGGAAAUGGUUACUUUGAUUUCUGUUAAAUUUAGUUAAAUUAAAUAGUUAAAAAUAGUUAAAUUUA
Podarcis muralis (Common wall lizard) is the source of this 1068-nucleotide messenger RNA. RefSeq names its product gametocyte-specific factor 1-like. The record is from RefSeq and is a predicted model, not a curated record. Lineage: Eukaryota; Metazoa; Chordata; Lepidosauria; Squamata; Lacertidae.